CACUCUCUGCUGGCAUUCAACAGCUAGCCGGCAGUCAAAACGAACCGACAAUGUCAAAUUCGUCCUCUCCACCACCGUCGCCAACGGGGAGCAUAAACGAUGCUAAACGUGUUGAGGACGACGUCUUGACAGAACCACCAGAAGAAGAUGAGGUCUCGGAUGAUGUACCAGAUACUGAANAAGACACUGUUGUCGUCGAAUCAGUUGAUAACGAUGACAACGAAGUGUUCAAGCUACGAGCCUAUCAAGAUGAGAUGCUGGCAGAGAGUCUGAAUCGCAACACCAUCAUUGUGCUAAACACCGGAGCUGGUAAAACACACAUAGCAAGAGCCGAGUUGGAAUUGAAACAAUCAGACAAACUUGUCUGGUUUCUUGCACCUACAGUCGCUCUUUGUCACCAACACUACAGAUCAAUUCUUACAAACCUGCCGGCAUAUCAAACAAGACUUCUCACCAGCGAAGAUGGCGUUGACAGAUGGACUGAUCAAACUGUCUGGGAUGGCGUUCUCAAGAACAUGAAUGUCAUCGUCAGCACGUAUGGUGUCCUGUACGAUGCACUCUGUCACGGAUUCAUUGCAAUGAGAAGGCUCUCGUUGUGUGUGUUCGACGAAGCACACCAUUGCACCAAAAACNAUGCCUCUAACAUGAUCAUGCAGCAGUUUUAUCGGCCAGCUAAACUUGCUGGACAGCCAGUACCACGGAUUCUCGGUUUGAGCGCUAGUCCAGUGAUGAACGCCAAAGCCGGAGGUCUAGAGAUACUCGAAGCGAAUAUGGAUAGUCAUGCCAUCACACCACGCCUGCACAGAUCUGAAUUGAUGCAAUAUGUGCAUAUCCCAGAGCUCUUGAAACGCACAUUCGAAAGCAGAGAGGCACCUGAUACUCCAAAUUCGCUACGAGAAGCGCUUACCACUGCCCUGCAUCUAUACGAGAUACGCGAAGAUCCAUGCCUUGUCGAGGUCAUCCAGACUGGAGGGCCCGAUAUGAAAGCCAAAGUGGACGAGGUGCUCAUGUCGCGAAAGACUUAUUGCACAGACCAGCUCAGGGCGCUUAGGAAGCGCGCUGAGGUGAUGGCCACAGACAUCAGUCCGUCUGCCGCAGAAACAUAUAUCCAGGCCUGCCGUGACAAGUUUCUUGCAGGAAUUCAAGAGAACAAUGCUUUAUGGAUGCCAGAACUUUCAGACAAAGAGAAGAGUCAUCUUGCAAAGAUCAUGACGAAUCUACGUGUACAUUCAUUCAUCCCAGACUCGACUGUGAGUCUCAAGCUUCAAUUACUUUUGGACAUCUUGAGGAAAGAAUCUGGACCAUCUUUCACCGGUAUUGUCUUUGUCGAGCAAAGAGCCGUCGUCGCCGCUCUAGCAGAGUAUCUUACAUCUGAUCCGGAUUUCUCACAGACGUUCAAUGUUGGCACCUUUGUGGGAGGCUCCAACUCAUCCAAGCAGAAGUCAAAUAUCGGCGACAUCAACGACUUAAAAGCACAGCAGCAGACGCUUGAUGAUUUCAGAAUAGGCAGGAAGAAUCUAGUCAUUGCCACAAGUGUACUCGAAGAAGGCAUUGACAUAUCUUCGUGCCAAACGGUGAUCUGUUUCGAUGCUCCUCUCAACUUGGUAUCCUUCGUUCAAAGACGCGGCAGAGCACGCAAGAAGGACUCAAGAUACAUAAUAUUGCUGGCCGACGACGACGAUAAGGGUGAACCUGCCAAAUGGAAUCAACUGGAAGACCGGAUGAAAGCAGCAUAUGAAGAUGAAUACAGAAACGCUCAACUAGCAGCUCAGCUAGAGCAAACUCAUGAGUCUGAGGGCAGAAAGUAUGAGAUACCGAGUACCGGAGCGCUGCUCACUCUCGACAACGCGAAGUCGCAUCUCAAUCAUUUCUGCGCCACCCUCCAGACAGCCAAUCACGUCGAUCAUCGACCAGUCUUCGAGUGCCGGACAGACUCAGAAAACCUUAUUACUGCGAAGGUCCUUCUGCCUUCUUCGGUGAAUCAGAAGUAUCGAACAGCCGUCAGUGCACACAGCUGGAAGACGGAAAGAGCAGCCAUGAAAGAUGCCGCAUUCCAGGCUUGUGUGGCAUUGCACCGCGGUGGUCUAAUCAACGACCAUUUGCUUCCUCCUCAUAUACAGACACCAGACCAAGCACGUCAGAAUCGACCUGGUCUCACCAAAGUCGCGGUCAAGCACGAUCCUUGGGAACUGCGCAAGUCAGAUCAUUGGUUCAGGCAUGUAGUUGAGCUUGAGAUAGAGGGACAGCCUAGCGUUUCGGUGGCGAUGUUCCUACCUGUUGAGUGCCCAAAGGUUGAUGGCAUCGAAUUGUACUGGAGCAUGUACACCACAGGUGUAGCGAAGAUUGGACCUGGUCAAGCGUGUAGACUCACCGAAGAGGAGGCUACUCUAAAACAGAAAGACACAGAAACCAUCCUUCUUUCUGUGCUUGCACCUGCCGACGUUAAAGGUGCAAAGGGCAGAUAUGCAGCGAUGUUUGAACCAUUGGACCAACCUUCCAUGACUCCACUGAGCAGAGAGAGUCGACCGGCAGUUGAGAUGCUAUCUAUGGUGCAAACUGCAGCAGACGUCGGUCUUGUGCAACUCAAUGGACAGAAGGGAAGAAGCUACGUCUUCCAAAGCAUACAAGACCAAGACCAGCAAAUAUUGGAAGUCACCAAAUUCCCAAAGAAGCGCGACUUCCUCACGCGACCUGCCGAGGAAUCAAAGAAGAACCAACUUACUCGCGAAACACUGGCUCUGGCCCAAUGUACUAUCAAUUUUCUUCCAGCUAGAUAUUCGUUCUUUGCUGCUUGUAUUCCUUCCAUCUUACAUAAAGUAGAGACGGCUAUUCUCGCUGCUCGCUUGCAGGAUACUAUCCUCAAGCCUGUUGGCAUUAAGAAUCUUCAACUCAUCAUCGAGGCUACCACAUCAGGUGCCGCCGACUUCACUGCUAGCUACGAAAGGUUGGAGUAUCUAGGCGACGCAGUGCUGAAGUAUUGCACACACGUUCAACUGGCAGCUCAACAUCCUGAAUGGCCAGAAAGUUACUUGACAGCUGAGAAAGGAAGGACGAAUGGCAACGCCUCACUAUCUCGUGCUGCUCUGAGCAGCGGUGUGGACAGGUUCAUCUCAACCACAAAGUUCACAGGUAACCACUGGAAGCCUCCGAUACUCUGCACUGAUCAANAAGAUAAGAACGACAAGAUUGUGGACAGGAGUACCAAAACACUUGCAGAUGUUGUGGAAGCAUUGAUAGGUGCUUCGUACAUGGAUCAAGGUCUUCAAGGAGCAUUAGCUUGCAUCCGUAUCUUUCUCCCCAAUGAACAGUGGCUAGAUCAUAUAACGUGCCUAUCCUCCCUGCUCUCGCAGACACCUACUCUGUCCAGUAUCCCGCCUUUCCUCGACACGGCCGAAAGCCUAAUCGACUACAAAUUCAUCAACUCAUCUUUACUCCUGGAAGCACUUACCCACUCGUCCUUCUCCUCACCUGAAGCCCUCUCCUACGAAAGACUAGAGUUCUUGGGCGAUGCAAUACUAGACCAACUCCUCGUCCCCACCAUCUUCUCCGCAACUCCCGCACUCAAGAACCACGAAAUGCAUAGAAUGAGACAAGCACUCGCAAACGCCCACAUCCUCGGAGUCUGCUGUUUGGAAUUGUGUCUCUUUGCACCUCGUCUAGAUCCCACAACAACCGAGACCGGAGAAGUGGGAUUACAAGAAACACUACAUCUACACCAUCUCCACGAUUUCUUGCGCUGUGGAGCUAGUAUACACAUCCAGCGCAAAGCCGCUUUGGACAGAUAUGCAUCACUCCGCACGCAAAUCCUCGAACAGUUGGAAAAUGGACACGAGUAUCCAUGGCCAGACCUCCUACGCCUCGGUCUCCACAAAUCUUGCAAAUGGAUGUCGGAUAUCUUGGAAUCUGUGUUGGGAGCCAUCUACAUUGGUUCUUGUGGCAAUCUUGCUGCUUGCAAGGCUUUUGUCGAUAAACUUGGUUUGUUUAGGGNNAUGUUGGAGAGGUUUUUGGAUGAGGGUGUGCAGGUUGGGUUUCCGAGGGAACGAUUGGGGUUGAUGGCGGAUAUGAAAGAUGUGGAGUAUAGAGCUUCUAGUGAUGGGAACGGAGGAUGGAGUUGUAAAAUUUUUGUGGGGCAGAGGGAAGUUGUUGAUGUUGGGGGGUGUGUUAGUAGAGAGGAGGCAGAGGUCAGAGGUGCAGCGACUGCGGUGAGAGUUCUGCAGGAGGAGAUCAUUAGAGGCAUGGAGAGUGUCGCAAUAGAUGGAGGCGAGGACGAGGAGAUGGUGGAUAUACAG
Messenger RNA from Aureobasidium musti, 4289 nucleotides. The record is from the annotation of a GenBank genome assembly. Lineage: Eukaryota; Fungi; Ascomycota; Dothideomycetes; Dothideales; Saccotheciaceae.